AUGUCCGUUCGCUCGACAGUAUCGGACUUUUUGGGCACGAAAGUGGCCGUCAUAGAAGCCGAGCUCGACUGGAUCCGUUGCUUUCGUGACAGAUUAGACGAGGUAAAGACUGAAUGGCUGAUCAACGAUGAGGAGUUUUCUACCGAAAUACAGCCAUUUCUGGGUUCCUUCAAAAGCCUGUCCCAAAACCUCAAGGUUUUGAAACGUCAGAAGAGGCUGAUUGAAGAUGACUUAACGGAAGAACUUCAAGUGAAAAGGUACCGCACCACAGAGCCGGGUGACGGGCACCUGGAACGGGCCUACGCUUCCACCAUGGUAGCCCGAGUUAUGGCGGCGUUGAGCAAUCAAAAGAAGGCGAGGUAUUUUAACCAGAAUCGGUUCAGGAAAGACGUGGUCCAAUACUACAACGCAACUGACCCCGAAGAUGGGAGCUGUGUGUGGUGCCAUGUACUCGAGACGUAUCUACCACCCGCCGAGAUCAAAGCUGCCCACCUUGUCCCGAAAAGGCUAUCCAACGAUGAAGUAUCGUUUCUCUUCGGGGCUAGAGAAGGAGUGUUAUCCGAUUGCCGUAACGGAAUCACUUUAGCAGCCGCCGUCGAAAAGAGACUAGACGAAGGAACGAUCGCCAUCGUGCCGAUUGCUGGAGAUAUCACAGCACCCACUAGAUGGCAGUGCAUAGUACUCGACGAGACUAAGGCCAAGGAGGUAGUGUGGUGGGGUCCCCGCACCCCCAAAGGUCCGAAAAGAGUCGUUGUUCGCGUUGAGGAUAUUGACAAAAAGGAGCUGACCUUCCUCGGUGACAACCGACCCGCCCGCCGUUACCUCUUCUUUCGUUUUGUCAUGUCGUACCUUUACGCCAAGGCCAGCGGCAACAAUACAGUCAAUGAAAAGGUCAAUAGGCAUAACUUCUGGCCCACUAUGGGCCGUUAUCUACAUAGGUCCACGCUUGUUACCCUUGCACGCUGCGUUUCGGGUAUCGAGCUGCCACCAUCGUUGCUCGAAAUGAAUACAUUUGAACCAGAUGAAGAACUGGACAAACGGAUAGGCCAAGAUAUCGGCAUGCUACUCGGUGCCGAACUCAGGGAGGCCUUCCUAUCUAGUAUGGAAGAAAAAGAAAAAGACGACGAGGAAGAAGACGAAGAGGCUACCGACGAUGAGUACACUAGCACUGAUGAGUGA
Molecule: messenger RNA, 1179 nt
Organism: Aspergillus puulaauensis
Lineage: Eukaryota; Fungi; Ascomycota; Eurotiomycetes; Eurotiales; Aspergillaceae
Product: HNH endonuclease signature motif containing protein
Exons: 3
Coding region: 1-1179 (392 amino acids)
Source: RefSeq, a predicted model, not a curated record